CUAUAUAAAUCCAAAGCAUGUGAAACAGAAACAGAAUAAUCACUUUUCAGUCAGAGUGAGUUCAGUGGCAGACAUCGAGUGAAGUGCUUUGAAAAUGAGGAAUGUGGACCCAAAAACGAUGCAGCAAUCAAACGCCAAGUUUCAAUACCUCGCCGCAGGUUUUGUGAAUCUGUUGAGCGUUGGAUAUGGAGUCACCUGUGGCUGGGCAAGCCCCAACAUAAUUCUGUUAACAACCAACGAAACGCCGCUGCCAUCUGGAAAAAUCACAAUGGACGAAGCAUCAUGGAUCGCAUCACUUUUGUGCGUCGGUGGUUUGAUUGGAAAUAUAUUUUUCGGUUAUAUCACCAACCGAUUCGGUCGAAAGUUACCAUUGAUUUUCAUUUCAAUUCCAACCGUGAUAAGCUGGCUGCUGAUUUUAUUUGCGCAAAACGUAUACUACUUGUUUGCUUCGAGAUUACUCAAUGGUUUCGUGGGCGGUUGCGUGUUUUGUUGUUGUCCAUUGUAUUUGAAUGAAAUUGCAUGUGAUCGUGUUCGAGGCACAUUGGGUUCCACUUUGGUAUUAAUCGCAAAUAUGGGAAUACUUUUGGCUUUUGUUCUGGGAAAUUUCUGUAAUUUUUACACAACGCCAAAAGUAAUCAUCGCUUUGACGAUAGUAUUCGAAAUUUCGUUUUGCUUUUUCCCUGAGUCGCCGAAAUUCCUUUUGAAACAGAACCGCAUUUCCGAUACGGAGAAAUCGAUCUCGUUCUAUCAAAACAUAAGCACAACAGACAAAGAAGCCCUUCAGUUCGAAAUGGAUAAAUUGAGAAAUGCUCUAAGUGGCACCAAAAAUGACGGCUCUUCGAACCAAGAAUCAAGUUGGACCGAUUUCAUAACCGAACGGAUAGCACGAAAAGCCAUCACGAUCGGAAUCGUUUUAGCUUCACUGAAUCAGUUCUGUGGCUGUUUUGCCAUGUUGCAAUACACUGCGAAUAUUUUCCAAGAAGCUGGCUCAAGCAUGUCCCCAAACAUGUCCACAAUUAUCGUGGCAGUGAUUCAAUUUUUGGGCUCAUACGUGGCUACCAAUUUAGUUGAUCGAGCUGGAAGAAAGUUUUUGUUUAUUGUGUCCACCGUUGGAACGGCGAUGGGCCUCAUCACUAUGGAAGUUUACAUGAUGUUAAAAACGUGGGGCUAUGACGUUGAAUCAUACAGUUGGAUUCCAAUUGCAAGCUUUUCAUUUGUGAUUUUCAUUGCAAAUUGGGCCGUGUUAACGUUGCCAUUUCCAGUAAUCGCGGAACUAAUGCCCGAAAAUUUGAAAGAUUUCGGCGUGUCAUUUUGUAUGACACUGUUGUGGUCUUGUGCCUUUAUAAUCAUCAAAUAUCUUCCAACGCUAACUGAAACAUUGGGUUUCCACGGGUGCAUGUUUUUGUUUGCUGGUGUUUGUUAUCGAGUGCAGUGUUCAUCAUUAUAUUUAUGCCAGAGACAAAGGGAAAGAAGCGAAUCAUUGGAACAAAUUGAAGAUCAGGAAUGUGAUCAAGAUGCACUGCUAUCGACACUUGGACCCCUUGACAUUUCUGAACAAUCGAAUGAAGAGGAUGAAGGUCUUGAUGAUGACGAUAAAGCAAAGUUGAAAUUACAGCCUCAGAUUGAAUUUAUUGUAGAUGAAAUCAAAAUGGAGAACGAUUUGUUCUUGGAAAUGCUUGAAGUGUACAUCAAUUCGAUUUUGUAUGUUCGCGAAGUGUAUCCGGCUGCAAUAUUCACGCGGCGUCGUGUGUACGACGAAAAUGAGGACAAAAAAGAAUUAGACAUCGAAUUGUACAUCAUACAGUUUGAAGAGGAGCUGCGUCGUGGACUUAUUCAACUUGAACAAAUGGCCAAGAAUUUGAAACGUUUAAACACCGACUGUUGCGGCUUUCGCAUUCACCUCGAAACCACCGAUUCGUCUUACGUUGAUAUCGUUAACAAGGAAAAUUCAAAAUCAGAGACAACAUUGGCUGCCUGUUAUCUUGGUAAAUUCGAUAGUUUCACCGAAGACUACCAGAGUGACAGUGAUAGUAGUGCAUCAGUAUCAUCUUCGGAGAGCGAUCACAGUGACAACUACAGCGACUACAAUGACGAAUGCGAUGAUAUAUCUCCCACACCGCUGCUCCUAUUUACGUUAUCAACGAUUGGAGCAGCUUCAGGCUUCAUAGUAUUGGCCUUAUUUGUCUUGGUGGAAUCGCAUGGCGUGGAUGUUGAAGGAUUUAGGUGGAUACCGCUUGUAGGCUUCUCAAUUGCUAUAUUCUCGUCAUCAUUGGCCAUUCUGAAUCUGCCGUACGUUAUCAUAUCGGAAAUUAUGCCCGAACAUAUCAAAGACUUUGCCAUCUCGUUCUCUUUGAGUGUGUUGUGGGCCUCCACAUUUAUCGUUGUAAAAUUUUUACCCCAUUUGACUGAGACAAUUGGUUUUCCUGCCACAAUGUUCAUAUUUGCUUUAAUGUGUGUGCUCGGCGGAAUUUUUGUUGUUUUUUUUGUCCCCGAAACAAAAGGUAAAAGUUACGAGGAAAUUAUGAGUUCACUGCGCGAAAUGUGA
Sitodiplosis mosellana (orange wheat blossom midge) is the source of this 2545-nucleotide messenger RNA. RefSeq names its product facilitated trehalose transporter Tret1-like. The record is from RefSeq and is a predicted model, not a curated record. Gene Ontology annotation, cellular component: membrane. The coding region runs from base 95 to 2545 and encodes 816 amino acids. Gene Ontology annotation, molecular function: sugar transmembrane transporter activity. The transcript has 12 exons. Gene Ontology annotation, biological process: carbohydrate transport; transmembrane transport. NCBI's taxonomy places the organism in Eukaryota, Metazoa, Arthropoda, Insecta, Diptera, Cecidomyiidae.